Caenorhabditis briggsae is the source of this 1257-nucleotide messenger RNA. RefSeq names its product Protein CBR-LACT-9 (gene Cbr-lact-9). Lineage: Eukaryota; Metazoa; Nematoda; Chromadorea; Rhabditida; Rhabditidae. The coding region runs from base 1 to 1257 and encodes 418 amino acids. The transcript is spliced from 6 exons. The record is from RefSeq and is a predicted model, not a curated record.
AUGCGUUGGUACUCGAACGCUAGAGUACUCCUUGGAGCCAGUGUCCUCGCGGUCCCCCUGGCUGCCGCGACUGACAAGUUCUCUGAAAAAUUCAAAAAAUCUGAAAACUUAGAGCAAAAAAUCCAGAAAGCAAGGGAAAUGGUGGAGACGACUAUGGCGAUUCAAGGCAUUCCGGGACUGUCGAUAGCGGUGACAGUUGAUGGAAAAAUGGUGUGGAAGAGUGGAUUCGGUUAUGCGAAUCUGGAAAGUUUGGCCAGGUGUACAGCCGACUCCGUCAUGCGAAUCGCCAGCAUCAGCAAACCAAUCACCGCCACGCUGGCUGCGCAGCUCGUUGAGAACGGAAAACUCGACCUGGACGCCGAUAUAAGGAAGUAUCUCUCCGAAUUCCCAGCGAAAAAAUUCGCCGGCGAAGAUGUGACACUCACAAUGAGACAGUUGCUCUCGCAUUCUGCGGGAAUUCGGCACUAUGCGAAUCCAAAGAAAAAAUCCGCGACCCUCGAAGACCCAUCGAACAACAACACAGAAGUGCCGGAAUUCCUGUCCAACAAGCCCUAUGCGACCUCCUUGGAAGCUCUUGAAAUCUUCAAAAACGACGAUUUGGUGGCGAAACCCGGCUCGAAAUUCGCUUAUACCACGUUCGGAUUGACUCUAGCUGGCGCUGUACUCGAAAAAUGUUCUGGAAAAUCGUAUGGGCAGCUGGCGACCGCCCUUUUCUCGGAUCUCGGAAUGCGGCAUACUCAACUGGAUACAAAGAAGAAAAUUGUGACGGGAAGAGUUGGCUACUAUCAGAGAAACUCGAAGAAUAUUCUGGAAAACUGUCCGGAAGUCGAUUGUUCGAAUAAAUACGCGGGAGGGGGGAUCAUCUCGAAUGUGACCGAUUUGCUAAUUUUCGCAAAUGCUAUUCUGAAUAUUUAUCGAUCGGAAUACCGAAAAACGAUUGUUGGAGAAGAGACAAUUCGGAAAUUUAUCAGUGAACAAGUUCCUGUUGACGGGAAAAACACUUCUGCUGGGCUAGGGUGGUUUUUGGUUGAUGGAACUGAGAUUAAGUCGAUUGAGGGCAAUGUCGCCAAUUCUCCAUUCUUCUACCACACGGGCGCUGCCGUCGGCGCCUCCUCCGUCCUUCUCAUCAAACCUUCUUCUCCUUCGACGUCUUCCGAAUCUUCUGGAGUCUGCGUGGCGAUCCUUUGCAAUCUCCAAAACGUCUCCGUGCUCAGUUUGGGCCGAGAUAUCGGCGAUUUGUUUCAUAAUUCGAUGUGA